This is a messenger RNA of Pipistrellus kuhlii (Kuhl's pipistrelle), 2453 nucleotides long. RefSeq names its product heat shock transcription factor 2 (gene HSF2). Gene Ontology annotation, biological process: regulation of DNA-templated transcription. The transcript is spliced from 12 exons. Gene Ontology annotation, molecular function: DNA-binding transcription factor activity; sequence-specific DNA binding. The coding region runs from base 194 to 1747 and encodes 517 amino acids. The record is from RefSeq and is a predicted model, not a curated record. Lineage: Eukaryota; Metazoa; Chordata; Mammalia; Chiroptera; Vespertilionidae.
CUGUCCAUCACGGGCGGCCGUGGGGGCCCCCCGUCCUCCUCGCUGCGCGCCCGGCGAGACGGGGGGCGGGGCCCGGACGGAGCUGCUGCGCCUGCGUCGUGGGCGUUCUCGGGGAGCAGCUGCCUCCGCCGCCGCCGCCGCCGCCGCCGCCGCGUUCGGGUGUAGAACCUGGAAUCCCCGCGCCUCGUGAACAAUGAAGCAGAGUUCGAACGUGCCCGCCUUCCUCAGCAAGCUGUGGACGCUGGUGGAGGAGGCCCACACCAACGAGUUCAUCACCUGGAGCCAGAAUGGUCAAAGUUUUCUGGUUUUGGAUGAACAAAGGUUUGCAAAAGAAAUACUUCCCAAAUACUUCAAGCACAAUAACAUGGCAAGCUUUGUGAGGCAACUGAAUAUGUAUGGUUUCCGUAAAGUAGUACAUAUUGACUCUGGAAUUGUAAAGCAGGAACGAGAUGGUCCUGUUGAAUUUCAGCAUCCUUACUUCAAACAAGGCCAGGAUGACUUGUUGGAGAACAUUAAAAGGAAGGUUUCAUCUUCAAAACCAGAAGAAAGUAAAAUUCGUCAGGAAGAUUUAACAAAAAUUAUAAGUAGUGCUCAGAAGGUUCAAAUAAAACAAGAGACUAUUGAGUCCAGGCUUUCUGAGUUAAAAAGUGAGAAUGAGUCCCUUUGGAAGGAGGUGUCAGAAUUACGAGCAAAACAUGCACAACAGCAACAAGUUAUUCGAAAGAUUGUCCAGUUUAUUGUUACAUUGGUUCAGAAUAACCAGCUUGUGAGUUUAAAACGUAAAAGGCCUUUACUUCUGAACACUAAUGGAGCCCAAAAGAAGAAUCUGUUUCAGCACAUAGUCAAAGAACCAGCUGAUAAUCACCAUCAUAAAGUUCCACACAGUAGGACUGAAGGUUUAAAACCAAGGGAGCGGAUUUCAGAUGACAUCAUUAUUUAUGAUGUUACUGACGAUAAUGCAGAUGAAGAAAAUAUCCCAGUUAUUCCAGAAACUAAUGAAGAUAUUAUAUCUGAUCCCUCCAACUGUAGCCAGUACCCUGAUAUUGUCAUUGUUGAAGAUGACAAUGAAGAUGAAUAUGCACCAGUCAUUCAGAGUGGAGAUCAGAAUGAGCCAGCCAGAGAAUCCCUAAGUUCAGGCAGUGAUGGCACAAGUCCUCUCAUGUCUAGUGCCAUCCAGCUAAAUGGCUCCUCCAGUCUGACUGCAGAUGAUCCUGUUACCAUGAUGGAUUCCAUUUUAAAUGAUAACAUCAAUCUUUUGGGAAAGGUUGAGCUGUUGGAUUAUCUUGACAGUAUUGAUUGCAGUUUAGAGGACUUUCAAGCCAUGCUGUCUGGAAGACAGUUUAGCAUAGACCCAGAUCUCCUGGUUGAUUCGGAGAAUAAAGGAUUAGAAACUACCAAGGGUAAUGUAGUUCAGCCAGUUUCAGAAGAGGGAAGAAAAUCUAAACCCAAAACAGAUAAACAGCUUAUCCAGUACACUGCCUUUCCACUUCUUGCAUUCCUUGAUGGGAACCCUGCUUCUGCUGUUGAACAGGGGAGCACAGCAUCCUCAGAAGUUCUGUCCUCUGUAGAUAAGCCCAUAGAAGUUGAUGAGCUUCUCAAUAGCAACCUGGACCCAGAACCGACCCAAAGUAAGCUUGUUCGCCUGGAGCCGUUGACUGAAGCCGAAGCUAGUGAAGCCACACUGUUCUAUUUAUGUGAACUGGCUCCUGCGCCUCUGGAUAGUGAAAUGCCACUUUUAGAUAGCUAAAUUCCCAAGAAGUGGACUCUACAUGUAUAUAUUCAUCAAAAUGAUGAACUAUUUAUUUUAAAGUAUUAUUUGGUACCCUUUUUUGUAAAUUUCUUUGUUUUGUUUUAAUUGGAUACUGUGGAAUCAAAAGCACCUUUUGCUUUUCUCACUAACCACACAGCCUUGCAAAGCUUUCAGAUAUUACUCAGCUCUAUAGGUACACAAGAUUUAAUGCACAUUACUGCAUAUCUUUAAGUUGGAUUCAGAUGGGCAUUUUUUUUCUGAUGGUAGUAAAUUUGAAUUAUUUUUUAUAUAUAUAUAUGCCCAUUAACCCAGGUUAAACUUUUGUUUGUUUUACUUGUUUGAUGCUGUCUGUUGGCAUUGAGUGUCAGUCACUAAAAUUAACGGUAGAACUAAAGCUUUCUCUGUUCCAAUUACUUUUACUAAGUAUUUUUCACUUGGCUUAUUUUUAAAACUGGGAACAUAAAGUGCCUGUAUCUUGUAAAACUUCAUUUGUCUCUCUUGGUUCAGAGAAGUUCAUUCAUGUUCUUCAGGAAAGGCAGUGUACAUGAGUGCUUGUGUCUGAUAUGGUUCCAGUUCUGUAUGCCUAGAAGAGGAUGGGAAGGUGUCAGCCCAAUCCACCUAGUUGGACUAGUUUUAAGUAAAAGUUUUUGGUUUGUUUUUUUGAACCAUAAUAUUUAGUAAAAUAAAUAUAAUGAAUGUUGCA